This is a messenger RNA of Coniosporium apollinis CBS 100218, 1026 nucleotides long. RefSeq lists its product as uncharacterized. Bases 1 to 1026 code for a protein of 341 amino acids. Lineage: Eukaryota; Fungi; Ascomycota; Dothideomycetes. The record is from RefSeq and is a predicted model, not a curated record. The transcript is spliced from 2 exons.
AUGGCCGAGCUCGCGCUCGCAGCGGGGAUCGCGUCGCUCGUCAGCAGCGCGCUGACAGUGUCGACCCAGCUGCACAAGCUGUAUACGGACUUUGGAGACGCGGGCCGCGAGUUCGGGGUUUUCAGCCGAGAAUUCUCGAUUUUUGCUGCAGUGUGGACGGCGGUCCAGCCGGUAUUGGCACAUCAUGGAGACGCGAUCUCAGACGAGCUGUGGGAGAGCCUGGAACGGAUAUGCGGCGAUACGACGAAAAUUUUCGAGCAGAUUGAGGCGUCGCUGCAGCGAUUUCAGCGGAGGGAUGAACCAAGGAGGAUAAGACUGGGGCUGGGGCAUGCGCUUGCGUUUCUGUGUUUUCCUAGGACUUUGGAGGACGACAGGAAGGCUUACCGCAGACAACGAGUCCGGAAAUACUUCCAGAGGAGCCAGUUGGUGAUGCAGCGGCAGCAGCUGGAGCACGCAAAGACGUCCCUUACGCUUGUCCUUGUGGUCAUAAACAUAACGUCCCAUGGCUCUGCCCACACAGUCGUCGACAUACUGUCAGAGCGAUGGAUGUCGCCUCCACCGCCUGGAGGCUCGAGGUCUGAAGUCAGUCGGCAUCAGCGCUACAGCCCUCAAGCCGAGGUGGCGAACGAGCUUCAUGAGCUGCGAACGCAGAAUGCAGCGCUGCGUGCGCAGGAUAUAGAGAAGGGCCGAGAGUUGCAUCAAGCGAGGGUUGAGCACUCAGACGUGAUAGACCAGCUCCGGGGCCAGAUCGUGCAUCUGUGGUUGGAGAGGAAGCGCUUCGAGGACAUUGCGCGCAAGGAAGAAGAGCGUUGCGUGGAGGUUGAACGGCAUAACGCGCGCAUGUUCCAGGACUUGAGAAGAGGUGAUGAGGAGUUUAAGCGACUGCAGAUGAGGUACGAUGAAGUUGUCGGAGAAUACAAGAGGCUACGAAAUGGGAGAGAUGGGAAUGUAGGCUGGAGGUAUAACAGGAGAGUACGAGACCCGGGGCGACAGGUACAAGGGGUACUGUUACCUGUCUGCGCGUGA